AUGAAACAAAACAGCACAUCUAAAGAAGAAAAACAGUCCAUCCAGAAGGACGAACGUCGUGACCAGGCGAAAACGAUGCCAAGCAAGGAAGAAUUAACAGAAACGAUCAAAAACGCAAACGCGAAACCUUUUGAAAACCUUGGGAAGAACGACAAAGUAAUUACUGAAGAGGAAACAGAGGCGAAAAGCGAAGCGAACAAGAAAGCAAGUCGACGGUUAGGCGAAGCCGCCCAAGGAAAUGAUGAAGAAUAUGAGGAUGAAGCCUAA
Angiostrongylus costaricensis is the source of this 267-nucleotide messenger RNA. Lineage: Eukaryota; Metazoa; Nematoda; Chromadorea; Rhabditida; Metastrongylidae. The record is from the annotation of a GenBank genome assembly.